Messenger RNA from Salvelinus namaycush (lake trout), 915 nucleotides. Its product is annotated as caveolae-associated protein 4a-like. Gene Ontology annotation, biological process: regulation of gene expression. Bases 1 to 915 code for a protein of 304 amino acids. Lineage: Eukaryota; Metazoa; Chordata; Actinopteri; Salmoniformes; Salmonidae. The transcript has 2 exons. The record is from RefSeq and is a predicted model, not a curated record. Gene Ontology annotation, cellular component: cytoplasm; caveola.
AUGGCUGAUAAACUAGGUCUGGCUGUGGGGGAUGAUACUGCGACCAUCAUGGCGCUAUUGGAGCGUGUGGCGGGCAUCAUCGACAAUGUGCAGAUGUGCCAGACGCGUAUGGAGGAGAGGCAGCUCGAGCUGGAGAACAGUGUCAAGACCAUCCAGGAGGACGUGGUGAAGCUGACGGUAAACCAUGCCGCCACCAGCAGCACAGUGGACAAGCUGCUGGAGAAGACGCGCAAGGUCAGCUGCCACAUCAAGGACGUCCGUGUACGGGUAGAGAAUCAGAACAUCCGCGUCAAGAAGGUGGAAACCACCCAGGAGGAACUGUUGGCCAAGAACAAGUUCCGGGUUGUUAUCUACCAGGGGGACAGUGAGGUGUCAGCUGUGGCAGCCGGAAAGGAACCCAAAGAAACCAAGGAUCCCAAAGAACCCAAACCGUCUGUGGCCGAAGUGGAGCCAGACCACUUUGAGCUCCCCCCUGAGUCUGAUGAUGAGUACAUGGUGGUGGAGGAAGCCUCGUCCACGGCCGCUAAGAUAAAGAAAUCAGGCCUAACCCGCAUGGAGAGCUUCAAGUCCACCUUCUCCCGCGUGAACAUGACAAAGACGAAAGAGAACAUGAGCAGCAAGGUUGGCCAGAUGGGUGAGCGCAUCGUAUCAACCGAGCGUCGGCAGAAGAUCCGCCAGUCUGGGGAGAGGCUCAAGCAGUCCGGCUCGCGGCUCAAGGAAUCCAUUGCCAGCCAUGUGCCAGCCAAACUAAAGAAGGAGAGGACUGUGGCGGAGGGCCAGGAGGGGGCUGUGGGGGUCACCGAGGACGCCACACCCGUCCCGCCACCCAAGGGCAACAAAUCCAUCAGCCCUAAGCUCGCUGAGGAUGGCGUAGAGGAGGAGGUGCCGAUGCAUGAUAUUAAACAGCUCUCCUAA